Messenger RNA from Danaus chrysippus (African queen), 1647 nucleotides. The record is from the annotation of a GenBank genome assembly. NCBI's taxonomy places the organism in Eukaryota, Metazoa, Arthropoda, Insecta, Lepidoptera, Nymphalidae.
AUGAUGUCUGCAUUGUUAAAAAAUGUUACGAAUUGCAUCUGGCACGCAUUUGACUCAUUGCAAAAUAAUGAAGUGGUGCAUAAAUCCAAGUUAAAGGUUUUAACAGCGAACCUCGGAACGUUACUAGAUCUCUACGGCGUGGAGAAAGGUCUCGAUCACUACAAGUCCUCCCAGGAACUAACCUUCGAUGAAUUUCGAUAUUACUUACAGCAUGAAGUGUUCAGUUCGCUACCCAAAGUACUUAACUUACCCGUCGCGAGGGAAUACGAGAAGAAAAUCAGUGAGGUUUGUUGGUUUGUUUGUAAGAAACAUCUCCUGACGAGAGACAAACCCGUCUUCAGCGAUGAUUCGGUCUUCAAGCUGUUCAGAAUCUUCUGUUUGCUCGCUGAUUUAGUUCAAGAUGCUGAUGAUACCAAUCAUUACAUGUAUCAUUCUUCUAAAUAUCAGGUGGUUCUUCAACCAUCAGAGGCUGGUAUCAUAGUGGAGCAGCUGGUCCAUUGUCUUGGUCUCCGUUGGGACGCAGCAGACUGGGAGGCUCUCGGCUCCUCGAUAGGUCACUUUAAAUGGGCAGCGUUCCUCGCUGUACUUGAAGCUAAGUACUGUUGUGAUCAGCUACAUUCAGCAGCACUGGUAGAAGCUGUUGAUGAAAUCUACGACGUUUUUAUUGAGGAUAUCAUUAAGAAGGGUUAUCUAUUCAAACGUGGUUAUCUUCUGCCAACUAUGAGAGAAUAUUGGUGUGUUCUACAGCCCUGUGCUCUUACAUACUAUAAGAGCUCAUCCCAGAAGGAGCAAUGUGGUAGAAUUGCUAUCGAUGAAUACUGUUCAGUUGAAGCUGCGGUCGGAGAAGGAAAGAUCCAACGCUUUCAGCUGAUCACACCAGAAAGGACAUUCGAGUUUGGGACUCAGGAUCACAAGAGUCGUCUUCAAUGGUUGUCUGCGGUGCGUCAAGCGGCAGCCGUGUCUGGAGGGGCGGAGGGCUACCAGCGGCGGGCUCGAGCAGGGAGGAGGGGGGCUGGCGCGAGGAGGGAGCAGGAGGCGAGGGAGGCUCGACGGAGACUACAACAGGAGGUGCGGGCCAGAGUCGCUGCGGAGGCUCAGGCACAGGAAUUGGCAGAACUAGCGCAGAAGGAUAACAAGAAAUUGGAAGAACUUAAGAACGCACAAACAGAACUCGAAAGACUUCUACAAGAAGAGACACAGGCUAAGAGGGAUGAAGAAAUUGUUAGAGCAUUACAGGCUAGAGUUUUAGCAGAGGAAUGGGAAAGAAGAGAAGAACUGGAAAGAUUACAAGAAGAACAAAAUAAGAUGCUAGAAGAAGAGCGACUGAAACGAAAGAAAUUCGAAAUGUUACAGGCGGAGAAGGAAGCACAGUAUAGAGAAGCUGAAAAACGUCUCCGCGAGCUGGAACAAGAGAAGCAACAGCUGGACAUGGAACUGAAGGCGGCUCAAGAGAAGAUCUCACAGACGGAGCACCACGCGCAGGCGCUGCACGUACAACUGAGGGAUUUAAACCCAGCGUUACGAAACGGCGAACGAGCAAGACGAGCGAUAUCAUUUGUACCGACAACUAAGAGUUCAUCAGACACACUACUAGACUUGAGAGCGUUGAGACAUAUAAAGGCUCAGAACGAUGAAAAUAAUCUGUGA